AUGCUCUCUCCACUCAUCUACACCCCGUAUUGUGCGUGCACAGAGAAGUGGGAGGGUUUGGACGUGUGUGAGCAGUUCUCGCUGCAGCAGAUGCUGACUACCACCAACAACUGGUCGGAGGACAAUGUGCUGGGCAAGGGAGGCUUUGGCAUUGUGUACAAAGGCCUCUCGCCACAGGGCCAGUUGUGGGUCAUCAAGCGCUCCACCAUUAUGACCAACGACUUUGAAACGGAGGUGCGAGCCAUGGCCUCUCUCCACCACACACACCUCGUGCGCCUGUUGGGCUUCUGCCUGGAUCAGAACGUGGAGACGGGCAAGCAGGAGCAGAUCCUCGUGUACGAGUUCAUGGCCAACAGGGACCUCGAGUACCAUAUCCACAGGACCAAGCCCCAGCAGGCAAUCACUUACCUUUUCCCUCCACCGCACUGCAUAUGUUCCCACGCCUCACUGCCUCGCAUGGACACCCUGCAGGCAGUCAAGUUGGUGGAGACGUAUGACAUGGAGGAGCUGAGGGACAGCAAGAUGCCGACAGUAAAUGAGGAGGCCAUAGUGGACUUUGCUGACCUGGCUCUAGACUGCAUCAAGUCACCCGGCACACGGCGACCCACCAUGAAGGAUGUGGCAUACCGCCUCAGUGCCCUUAUUGACAAGCACUGCCCCAACGAGGACGAUGAGUGGGAGAAUGUUGUGACAGAAGAAGGGACAAGCAACCAAGGGAUGCCUUCUGAGUUGUCUGGAGAUGGAGGGAGGGAGCCUGAGAGGUCUCAUGGCUCACAGUCUGGUGUGAUCUCAUUCACGGAUACUUUCUCGAUGACUGAUAGCCUCAAGAGCUGGCUGCAAUUGAAGCCAGCCAAAGAGCGUUGA
Molecule: messenger RNA, 864 nt
Organism: Closterium sp. Naga37s-1
Lineage: Eukaryota; Viridiplantae; Streptophyta; Zygnematophyceae; Desmidiales; Closteriaceae
Source: the annotation of a GenBank genome assembly